CCGGCGCUGGCAGGGGCUGCCUGCCGCUUUCUGUGGCUGCUGCCCGUGUCCUGAGCCCCGGGGCUCGCUGCCCUCGCUGUCCCUGCAGCCGGGGGACACGGGGAGGAGAGGAUGCUCCUGCGGCGGGCACCUCGCUGGUGACAAGGAGCAGCUCUCGGCUCUCACAUCGCGGCUGGAUCGUCCCCCUGCUCCCGGCUGGCCAUGGAGAAGCGCGGCCCGGCUGGCUCCAGGAUGGCCAGGGGAGGGAUGCUGGCGGCUGGCCGGGCAGCCAGCUGUGCCCAGCUGUUGGGCAGCACCAGACAUUGCCCUUGGAAAAUGAACCAGCUUCCUCCGAGGAGUCCUGUGGCAUCCCUGGCGUCAGAGAACACCAAUUCCAGGGUAGAGGCCUUGGACAACUUGUCAAUGGACAGUUUUUGGCUGGAAGUAGAGAACAUUAAACAGAGCACUGAAGCCGAGCAGGAGGAAUGCAGCCUUGCAGAUGUCAAAACACAGGAGGAGGGAGAAGCCGAGGCCGAGUGGCUGCAGGACGCGGGGCUGUCCGAGCUCCUGGGGGACGUGGCCUCGGACAAGGACAAGCUGGUGCUGCUGUCCACGCUGACCAGGACCCAGGCAGCGGCCGUGCAGCGCCGGCUGGACACCUACAGCCGCUCCCGCCGCAGGAGGAACAAGCACCCCGUGCGCGACGUGCGCGACAUCUUCGGAGUGGGCAGCUCGGAGGACAGAGCAGCAGAGAAAGAGGAGUCCAGCCCAGAUCCACUGUGGCACAAUCUACGGACUUCAAACACCCAGAGAAAAAUUCAAGACAAUGUCUCCUCUGCAGCAGAAACCCAGGAUUAUUCCUGCACAGUUCGGAACCCUGGGAAAGAAGAGGUGUUCAACAUGGAUGUUGCCUACUCAGAGCAAGCAGCUGUCCUGCUCAAGGGAUCCUUCCUGUCUGAAUCCAGGAAGUUAAAGGAUGGAAAUGCCCUAACUAGAUUUAAGAUCCCAAAGGGCAGACUAGGAGUGACCAGGAUUGGAGAUCUGUCGGCUCAGGACAUGAAGAAGAUCCCCACACUGGCCCUCAUUGAACUUACAGCUCUCUGUGAUAUCCUGGGCUUUGAGCUGAAGAGAAACAAAGCAGCAAAAUUGAAAACAACAGAGAAAAGACUCUUUGGAGUUCCACUCAACACCCUGCUGGAAAAUGACCAAAAGCUGCUGCCCAACACCAAGGUCCCUCUGCUACUCCAGGCACUGCUGUCCUGCCUGGAGAAGAGAGGACUUGAAACAGAGGGCAUCCUGAGAGUUUCUGGGUCCCAGACCAGAAUUAAGAGUCUGGAGCAGAAGCUGGAGAGGGACUUCUACAGUGGUCUGUUCUGCUGGGAUGAGGUUCACCAGAACGACGUGUCCGGGCUGCUGAAGAGAUUCAUCCGCGAGCUGCCGGCCCCGCUGCUGACAGCAGAGUACCUGCCUGCCUUUGCUGCUGUGCAGAAUAUUCCAGACCUAAAGCAAAGAUUGCAAGCUCUAAACCUCCUGAUCCUGAUUCUUCCAGAGUCCAACAGAAACACUCUGAAGGCCCUUCUUGAAUUUCUCAGCAAGGUGGUUGCCAGGGAAAACAACAACAAAAUGAACCUCUGGAACGUUUCCACAGUCAUGGCCCCAAACCUCUUCAUGCACAAGGGGCUGCCAAACAAGAUCCCCGAGGGGAAGGAGAAGCAGCUGGCGGAGGGGGCGGCUGACGUGGUGCGGAUGAUGAUCCAUUACCAGGAUCUGCUCUGGACAGUCUCCUCUUUCCUGGUAGCCCAAGUGAGAAAGCUGAAUGAGAGCAGCAGCAAAAGGUACCAGUUCUGUGACAAGAGAAUUAAACAUUUGUUACGGAAGAUUCACGCUGAUAAAGACAAGGUGGAAAAGAACCAGGGAGAGCCUUCCAAGAUUGUGAAGGUCCAUGCAUCACUCCUCCUGAAGGACUCUCUGGAGGUGCACUUGAACAAUGCAACCAGGGUUGCUGACGUCUUGAGGCAGUUUCAGAAGAACCUGUGCCAGAAUGGCUGGAAUAUUGUUAACACUGUCAACCUCCUCAAGUGUAACAACUCCAUGGAGUGCACAAACUUGCUCCUGUAUGAAGUGGGAGGCAAUAUUGGUGAACAUUGCCUGGACCCAGACACUUACCUCUUGGACUUGUACCACAUCAACCCCCAUGCUGAGUGGAUAAUUAAGCAAAACCCAUCUUAUCCUCGGAUGUUCUGAAAAAAACAUGAGUAAAGAAAAGCACUUGGCUGCAGUUUUUGGAAGGUGUGGAAAUAGAGACUUUCCUGUUGUAGUGUCAGAGCAGACACAGCUUGUUUCUAGGAAGGAAAAGCACCUUUAUUAACUGCUUCUGUGGCAGCUGGCAGUGAGAGCACAGUGGCCUCUGUGCUAACAGGGGUGUUGGAAACAAGCAGCAAUUAUCAUUGUGUAGCAGAGUUUGCAGGGGGAGUGACUGUUCCUAAACAAAACAUCCCCCAAAACAAAGCCUGAAGGCAAAGCUGCAGUGGUUGUGCAGCAAAGAUGGAACAGAAGAAGAAAAAGAUGAUCUUGAAUAUGGUGGGAGGCAUUUGUGUGUUCUGGAUUUGCUCUUCAUUUUGGAGGAGAGACAGCCAAAUGCUGCAGUGGUACUAAGGGCAUCCUUUGGGUGAGGUCCAUGGCUGCCUGUGGCAUGUCAGCACAAAAGUUAAUGAUCCUGGGCUUCACUGUCAAGCUCCUAUUAUGCUCUUUGAAGAAUGAAAAAGGAUGUUUCCAAAAAGGCCAGAUGGGAUGUGACACCAACACGUUGUUUAUUUCAUGACUGCAGUUAAAUACAUUUAUGCAAUACAAGAAAAUAACUUUCCUCGAAAAAAGGGGUGGAAAAUACAGCAGCCUUUCAGAUGUGCAGUGUGGCAGGAGAGAGAUGCCUGUCCCACACAGCUCUGCUGGUAAUGCAAACCCAAAUUGCCACCACCAAGGGUAAAACAAGCAUUUAUUUUUAUGGACAACCUAUGUAUCCACAGACAACGGGGGAAAUACCCUGAAGUUAAUGUGAGGUUGGAAUCUGACCUGGCCACGUGAACUGAACUUCCUUGUGGAAGAUUCUGUGUGAAUGUGUUUGUUCAACAGCCAACAAACGUCCCUGAGAUGGGAGGUGGCUGAACUGAGCUGAGCCCUCGCUGCUCUGGCUGCACAUUUCCAUCACACCCAGCACAGUUAUCCCUUUGGGCUGGACAGCUGAGGGCAGAGCAGAGCACCCACACCUUGCUGCUGCAUCAUCACCAUCAUCAUCAUCACCAUCCAACCUCGGCUCCAAGAGGAGUGUGCCUGUAAAGGGCAGUGCAGAGGUGUUGCUCUCCUUCGUGGUGAUGCUGAAAUACCUCACAUGAGGGACCCCACUGUGCAGUGUGAGGGGUCAAACCCUCAGCCUGCCUGGAAAUCUGGAUGUCUUUCUCUAAAUACUGUUUUGGAACGUGGUUGGAUAUUUAUUCACGUGGCAGAAGCAGGGCUGCCCUGCAAGUGUAUACUCAAAGUAUUUCAUUUGCCAAAUCCCAGCUGCACUAGUGGCAAUCUCCAGUAUUAUUUCUUUUGUUAGAGGAGUUUGUUUCCAUUGCAAUCUGAAUUUUCACUCCUCUUCUUUUUUCUCCCAGGAUGAAAUGUAGCUUUCCCCACUCAUUAUCUCAAACUCCUAGAUUCUGUAGUAAAGGUGCUUCACUCUGUGAUUAUUCUGUCCCUGUGGUUAAUUCCUCUUGGUGGUUAAGAUCCUUGAGGAACAGGUGAGCCACAGUCCAUAUCCUUUCCAUCUCUUUGUGAAUUCUGUGUGAGUGGUGCAGAUAUCUUAUAAUUAUUCAUAUAUUAGAGAGUCUGUGUAUAUAUUUUUUUGGUUGAGAUGAUGCAGAUGCAUUGACUGGUUGGAUCACCUUCAUAGAUGUCGUCUUAAGAACCUGUAAUAAAAAAUCCCAACCCUGACCCUGGUGUCAACAACUCUCAAGGUGCCUCUUUUAUAGGGCUUAAAUUGUGCCUGAAAGAGCUUGAUUCUUUUCCUUUUUUCUCUCUGGAAAGAUCAAGCUGCUUUAAACUGGGGCUUUAAAAACCAAAGGUACCUAUUCAAUAUUCCUUCUGCAAUUCUUUGUGGCAGUGAUGGAGUCAAGAUGGCAAAGAAAUACCAGAGCUGUGACACCCUGAGAAAUAUCAAGCUCAUAAAGGUGUUACUGAGCUCAAAGAUCCACUGCAGUCUGAAUUGCACUCUGCAAAUCACACAGUGCUGCAUUUUUCCCACCCUUCCUACACUGGUUUACAAAAUAUUCUGUUCCAUAUGCAUUGAGGGGUCAGGAGGGCAUCACUGCUGCUGUGGGCUACAGGUGAGUGGGGUUUUUUGAACACCAAACCAUUUGACUCAAUGCUGUGAAAAACAAGGUUAAUGGGAGAUUCUCAUGAGACAGACAUCAGGUUUAAAUAUUAAAAGAAAUGUAAAAACAAAAACAAAAAAC
Molecule: messenger RNA, 4469 nt
Organism: Parus major (Great Tit)
Lineage: Eukaryota; Metazoa; Chordata; Aves; Passeriformes; Paridae
Gene: ARHGAP40
Product: Rho GTPase activating protein 40
Exons: 15
Coding region: 202-2223 (673 amino acids)
Biological process (GO): regulation of actin filament polymerization; regulation of small GTPase mediated signal transduction; signal transduction
Cellular component (GO): cytoplasm
Molecular function (GO): GTPase activator activity
Source: RefSeq, a predicted model, not a curated record